Aplysia californica (California sea hare) is the source of this 3523-nucleotide messenger RNA. Its product is annotated as prolactin-releasing peptide receptor. The transcript has 4 exons. Gene Ontology annotation, biological process: G protein-coupled receptor signaling pathway. Gene Ontology annotation, cellular component: membrane. NCBI's taxonomy places the organism in Eukaryota, Metazoa, Mollusca, Gastropoda, Aplysiida, Aplysiidae. Gene Ontology annotation, molecular function: neuropeptide Y receptor activity. The record is from RefSeq and is a predicted model, not a curated record. Bases 1529 to 2674 code for a protein of 381 amino acids.
UUCCUCGCGCGCGCUUUCUCCCUCACUCUCCCACUCCCUCGCGCGCUCUCUCCCUCCCCGUCUCACUCCCUCGCUCCAAUCGAAGGCGACAUCGAGCGAUUGACCGCUGAUGAUUCUUAUCGCCUCCUUUACACCAGCACUUUCUUUUUUUUGUCUAACCGGUGUGCAUUUCAAUCAUUGUUCCGCGGUGACUUCGUACCACGAGUGAGGACUACAUUCUUCGGCUUCUGAAGUGACCAGAGACUGGCAUUGGGAGAUCCACGCCCAAACUUAUGGGUUCGCAGAACUGAACGGGCAGACAGGAGCAAGUUUCUUCGAAGAUCCAAUAAGCUGACCGCUUUUGUCUCUACAUUUCCAUUUACAGUAGACAGCGACUUUCAAUCUACAGUCAUCGAAAUAUUGGACGCACCCAUAGCGCUGGAGAAACCACUUAGCCACACAGAAAACACUGCAGCUACCAAUAAAAGGGUCUCCCGUUAGGACAAGCAGAAUUCACCCCAAACCUCAUUUUGUUAUGAAAGGUGGAAACAAAGGAUAAUAAACCGGAGUUUUUAAAAAAGAUUCGUCCAUCGUAAAAACUAGAGUGCAGUAGAAACAAAGUAGUUGAUACAGCCAUCCAUUGGAUUUUUCAAUCUCUGGAGUAGAGGAGUAACGGAGCAAUAAAACCGGCUCAGACGAGCAAAGUCCACGAGCGUGGGGAGAUCGGGGAAUGGAAACGUCAGAGCGGAGUGCUCGCCGUACGACCGAGGCGCGACAAGGAAGCUGGUGAGGGAUAACACUGCGUGGCCUGGCUCACAUGCAAGAUAUGGUACCAACAGCGAUCGUCUGGAAAACGGAUUGUCAAAUCGAUUCUUUGAUCAGAUUUGCUGUUUGCCCAGCGCGUUGACAAACUGAAAAAACAGAACCUCGUGCAGAAGCACGCCAACACAACGGCCCAUUAAUUCUGGAAUGCAGCUGACAGCUUCACACAAAAAAGUCAUUGGUAAAGAUACGGACAAGCCUUUAAGCCCCAAGUAAAAUCAACACGCUUAAGGGCCUGCAGACCCCCCAUGAAAGUCGUAGGCAAUUUCUUAGAGUGAAGGCUGAAGUGACUCGAGCCAUAUGUUUUUCAGGUUGCAUGAAUGCUGUGCUUUCAUAACCGUGACCCUGUGAGUCAAUUUGGAUAAUCAAAGAUAUAAUUAUUCUGUCAACACCGCUGUGUUUUUCGCUGCGUUUGCUAAAUCCGCAAGUAACUAGCUGGCGCACAGUGUCUAAGAAGCUAGUUUGUCUUGCCUUUUUUCAGAGAAGUGAAAUGUUUCUGGGAUAAUCCCAAAAUCAAAUCUAUUCUGAUAGCGUCAUCGUGCGGUGGAUUAUCUCCGAACACAAGAUUAGGAUAUCGAUCAACGUUCGUGCUUGUGCUCAGGUUGAGUUGAACUUUGCUGUUCCUGUCUUAGGAACAACGGUGAAGUGGGAGGGUUGUUCGGCAAUCCUACUGGACAAGCGUCAACGGUAGCUCUUCGCUCGUUGCUCUAACACACGAGCCGCCAUCAUGUCUGUCCCCGUAGAACCGGCGUCCGAGCUGAACGACGACUUCAAGGUGAGCCUGGAGGAGCUGAUGGCCCGGCUGAACGUGACAGACACCUACGACUCGUGGCGCAGCGACUGGACGGUGCUGAACGAGGAGCGCUGGCAGACCGUGGUCAUCACGCUCUACUCUAUCGUCAUUCUCUUCGGCUGCUUCGCCAACCUGCUGGUGGUCGUGGUGAUCGUGCGCUACCGGCAGCUGCACACGGUCACGAACAUCUUCAUCUGCUAUCUAGCCAUCGCUGACGUAGCGCUAUGUGUGUUCAACCUCCCGCUACAACUGCACUACCAGCUCAGAAACGACUGGAUCUUCGGUCGCGUGCUGUGCUACGUCGCCAUGCCCACCUUCGGAGUGCCUUUAUUCUCCUCCUCGCUGGCCAUCCUGAUGAUCGCCGUGGACCGGUACAUGCUGAUCGUGUACCCCUUCAAGAAGCGCAUGAACAACCGGCAGGCCAUCGCCACGGUGGCGGCCAUCCUUCUGCUCACGGUGGCGCUCUCCACGCCGCUCAUCGUCUACGUCCGCUACGUGCCCUUCCUCAACCCCGUCACCAAGGAGACCAAGACGUCCUGCUCGGAGCAGUGGCCAUCGUACCUGCACAAACAGGUCUACUCCGUCUCCAUCUUCCUGCUGCAGUUCGUGGUGCCCAUCUGUCUGACCUCCUUCUUCUACAAACACAUCUGCCACGUCCUGCACAACAGGCCCGUGCGCAAACACGACACGCGCCGCAGCCAGCGCACCAACCGCAUCCUGAUCGCCGUGGUGCUCACGUUCACGGUGUGCUGGCUGCCAUGGAACCUCUACUCGCUCACGGCCGAGUUCAGUCACCGCGUGGUGCGCGGCAAGUACUUCGUGCUCAUCGACCUGAUCCUCAAGGUGUUCGCCAUGAGCUCCGCCUGCAUCAACCCGUUCCUCUACGGCUGGCUAAAUGACAACUUCAAGAAGGAGCUGGGCAAGUUCUUCGGCUACCGCCUGUGCUGGAACCGGGCACGCGACGGGAGGGGCACCUCGUACUCCCGCACCACGGACAUCAACAACGGCGGCGUGACGCUCAAGUCGGAGAUGUGCCUCAGAGGCAUGCCGCCCCCCGACAACUGCACGCAGACGCCUUGAGGCCCAGGACAGGCGCGUCCAUCCCCGAUAUGACCGGACUUAAAUGGGAGCAGGGGUGCCAUUAAAAGCUCCUCGUGAACCCAGUGAUUUCAAACACGCUGUGUUGGUGACCGGCUUGAGCAAAGUCCACUUUUCCAUACAGCAUGUUUCAACGCUGAGAUGUUGUUCGAGAGGCUGGACCUCCAACGUGUGACGUCCUACAUAACAGGCAGGGGGGAGCCAUUAACACUCAAAACAAAAGCAUGCUUAAUAACGCCCUGUGGGGAGCUUCAACAAGGGUCCCCUGGCACUAGCCACAGUCCACCAACAUACCAGUGAGUCCGGCAUGAACUCACACACCGACUAUGUCUACAACAGCGUCGAAGGUAGACACAAAGAAGGCCCUGACAGGAUAGUACAGGGAGGACACUAUAUUGCAGCUAACUCGAGAGAUGUUUAUGAUUUCUCUAAAAGUAUUUUUUUUUAAAAUGAGACACUAUUUCAGUGCCACACACGGAGUACAACGCAUUCUCAGAAAGCAUAAAACUCAUACGUUAACACAAUUUUUAUGUGCAUAUAUAUAAUUAAAUAGAAAGACACCACCUACAAGAUCGCAAAAGAACAAUUAGCUACACCCCCCCCCCCCCAACACCCCAACCUGUUUUAUAUAAAAGUGAAUAAAACGGCAGACUUUACGGACAGGAAAGCAAAUGCUGCAUACGUUCUUAUGUUACAAAAUGUCAUGAUCAUGGAACAGCUACAAUCUCCAACACUCCCAAAACUCUAUAACAAACAAAAAAAUGCUGCCUUCAGACAAUAAAUAUACGUGGGCCAGAAUAAUACAACGACCAAAAACGAGCAAAAAAAAAA